GAUCUUGUGGGACACGUGUUAGAAGAAGCAGCUUUUGGUUCUCUUCUUUCUCUCUCCCUACGGAUGAACCUUCGACGAUCAAUUUCAUUCCACCUCUUCCUUCUUCCUCGGUUGAUUUCUCCUCCACGAUUCAUCACAAUCACUCUGUUGAUCUCCUCCACGAUCGAAGACUACGGCUCUCUCUCUCCAUGGAUGUGAUUGACGAAGAAUCAAGCAUGUUCUCGAUCGAAGACUCCGACUCUCUUUCUCGGUGGCUCUCUAGUCGGCGGGAAAAACGAGGACGUCUUUUUCGGUGGCUCUCCCCCACGAAGAAUCACGCCAUCUCUCUCUCGGCGGCUCUGAUUGAGGGAGAAUCACUCCGCGAUUCAUUUCUUCCUCGGUUGAUUUCUCCUCCACGAUUCAUCACAAUCACUCCGCCUCUAAAGCUAAGUUAUUUUGUUUCUAUGUUUGAAAUCCUUCAAUUCAUGCAUGCCUUAGCUUUGUUUGUUGUGUUGCAUUUUGUGUUCUGUUGGUUUGUGUCUCAAAGAUUAAGCAUACCGAAGUUUAAAAUUUUCCAUUUUGUUGAUAGAGAUUCCUAACACUCACCUAUAACAUGUUUUUCUCCAGGUAUAGUAAUAAUCCUGAGCUUCAGAACGAGGCAAAGAAAAAGCACUAUUGGCAUAUCAAUAGCAGCUGUCGCAGUUCUCUUGCUGCUAGCUGGAGGAGGUCUUGUUCUACUCUGUGUUCUCAGGAAGAAGAAAAGUGCUGAUAAAGGUAAUUCCACGGGGACUAAGAAAAAAGGUUUGGCAGCUUAUUCAGCUGUGAGGGGCGGACAUUUGUUAGAUGAAGGUGUAGCAUAUUUCCCUUCCUAUCCUUGAAGGGGCCACUGAUAAUUUCUCCAAGAGAGCUGGAAAAGGAAGCUUUGGGUCUGUUUACUAUGGUAGGAUGAAAGAUGGGAAAGAAGUUGCACAAGAUUCUGCCAAAGGUUUUGGAGUAAGAAUUAACUUUGUCUUUUAUAACACUCGUUGAUCCUCGUCCUCUGUGUCAUGGAGGAGCCUUGUGAGACACUCAACAAUAGUGAAGCCUUUCACAUGUCUAGAUAUCAUAGCUAUAACAAUCACAGCCCCAGAAUCUCCUCCCCCUGGUUGGAUCUGAGAGUGUUCUACGUCAGGAUAAGCAACUUCACGGUUGAAGAUUCAACCCCUGAGGCCCUCACCAUCAAUCACAUUCCUCUGGAUCCAGACACGCUUCUGGAGAUAAACGGUGUUAGGAUGAGCAUGUACUCGGAAGGGUGUUCUUCACAGCUUAGGAGGGAUCGUGUUGAUAAGAAAUCUGAAGAAGCUACUUACGUUAGCACAGACAAUAUCAGGUUAAAUGGUAGUGUAAAGUUUGAGGUUUAUGACAAGAAAGAGCUAGUUUUGUCUGGAACUCUUGAGAUUUCUGAUGGUAAUGGGUUCACGGGGGAGUCGAAGAAGCAGUGGAACAUGACUUGUGAAGCUGGGCUCACUGCAGGGUCUGGUUUCUUAAAGGAGAAGAGUAGAAAUGGUCAAGAGUUAUUGCCUGCUUUGCCAACUAUAGAGGUCUAUGUCACUGGCUGCUUCUCAGGAACACCCAUCAUCUUAACCAAGACUCUGCAGCUUGGUUUGAGAAAGAAGCAAAGUAGAAGAAUGGUAUUGGAUUCAAUUCCUGAGUAUGAAACUGCAGAAGAGCCUCAGAAAGACAUGUCCUCUGAGCUUGAUUUUCAGGCAACAGAAUACGCUAAUUACAAAGAGGAAUAUGAGGGAGACAUGUAUUGGAGAAGUGAAUGUUUAGAUGGAGAGAUGUCAUGGUUCAAUGCAGGUGUAAGGGUUGGUGUUGGGAUUGGACUUGGUGUCUGUGUUGGUCUUGGCAUUGGUGUCGGUCUUCUCGUACGUACUUAUCAAUCAACUACCAGAAACUUCAGGAGGAGGCUUCUCUAGUUGAAAUAAUAUAAGUACAUUUGCAGAUUUUUUCCUAGAAAUUUUGAAGAAUCGUUUUUAAAUGUUUGUUUUUCGGUGUGAUUGUGAUUAGAGACUUAGUGUGGGAUUGUUGGUAUCUGUUUUGAUGUAAAUAAGUGAUUGAGAGUUAUAAAAAAAGCUUUUGUA
Messenger RNA from Brassica napus (rape), 2102 nucleotides. RefSeq lists its product as uncharacterized. The transcript has 4 exons. Lineage: Eukaryota; Viridiplantae; Streptophyta; Magnoliopsida; Brassicales; Brassicaceae. Gene Ontology annotation, molecular function: phosphoglycerate dehydrogenase activity. The record is from RefSeq and is a predicted model, not a curated record. Bases 1026 to 1937 code for a protein of 303 amino acids.